CAUAUGUGGAAGGCUGCAGCUGUCGCGAUCGGCCUGCUCUCGAUUGCCUUGAGUGGCUAUCACUCAGGCUAUGUUCAGAUACGUACAUCACUCUCGACAGAUCACUUAUCGGAUGGGGGCGUCGAACGGUGGAGUUGUCGACCAUUUCUCCCUCGCCUCUUCGUUGAGACACCUCCUUCGCCACUCCAGCCUAAGAUCUCACGGGCUGCUGACCGCCUGCAUGCUCACUUCUCUGAGCGAUUCUCCAAAGGGGAUAUAGACAGCCUCUCUGUUGCCGUUGUCACCUCGAAUAAUGUCCUCUUCGAGAAAAAUCACGGAGUGAUGCGAGCAAAUGAAACGGGCUCCCUGCCCACCUACAGCCAUUCCAUGUACCGCAUUGCAUCAGUGGCGAAGAUGUUCAAUGUGCUGGAGGGUUUCAUACUGGAGCAGAAGGGCUUGAUCUCAUGGGAUGACCCGAUCGACAAGUACAUCAAAGACUUCCACUAUGUUGCGACGGGUUUGGAUAGAGCAACCGCACACCAUGCGCCUCCGCUCACCCUUCGUCAGCUCGCCACACACAUGUCUGGGUUGGGUAGGGAUUGGCCUCCAGGGACAGUCCCCGGAUGGCCCCACGACAUGCGUGGCAUGGGACCCCCACCGACGAAUGGCCUCCCUUUCCCUUCCUACGAUGCCUUACUCGCUUCGAUUUCCAAGCACCAUCUCACCUCGCCUCCUGGCGCGUAUCCUGCGUAUUCGAACGCAGGUACGGCCCUCCUUGCUUACGCACUUGCCAUCGCAAGUGCUACAGCUGAUGGCAAGACGGGGAAGAUCAGCUACGCAGACCUCGUGAAGCGCGAUAUCUUCGGCCCUCUUGGCAUGAACGGCAGCCACUUCCUAGCCACGGAAGCCAACAGGCACCUUGUCGUCGUUCCUUCCCUCGCCCCUGAGGUUGCGGACCAGGACUUCCUGGACGCGAUGAACCCUGCGGCUGGACAGUUCUCUUCUCUCGCGGACCUCAUCACCGUGACGCAAACAUUGCUGAACCCGCGUCACCCGAAGAGUCUCCUGACGCCCUACUCUCUGGAUACCUGGUUCCAUACCGCGCACGCUUUCGAGGAGGACGACUGGACCGAGAUGGGCUUUAUUUGGGAGAUCGUCAAGGCGCGCGACUCGAAUGGCCGUUUACGGAAGAUAUACUGGAAGCUAGGCGCGAUGGCUGGCUAUCAUGCCGCCUUAGCCAUACACCCCGGGACGGGCUACGGCGUCAUCGUCCUGAUGACCGGUCAUUACCCCGACGCCGCAAAGCUUGCGUACGAUACCUUCGAGAUUUUCCAGCCAGCAAUUGAUCAGGCCCUUGCUGAGCUGGCGGCCGAGCUAUACGUGGGCGAAUGGUAUGAUGUCCACGGCAGCGAGGAACAGCCUUCGUCUGCGCGCAUCGUGAUAGACAAGGGCACGUUAUAUAUCAAGAGUCUGAAGCUCCUCGGUGUCGAUGCGCUUAGGAACUUUGGGGCGCCUGGGCGGCUCGCCCUCCGUUCGAGCCAGCGUCGGGACGAGUUCAGGAUCGACACCGGUAUCCCCGGAUACAAUGGACAAAAGCAUAUGGGCUGCUACCCGUAUUGGAAUGGGCAGGACCUCUGGGGUGUUCGGCAGAAUGCUGCUGUGAACGCGAUUUACUUCUCGGGAGAUCGGGAGGGGCGAUUACUUCACGUCCCUUCCCUUUCAAUCGCCAUGACCCGGAAAUGAUGCGUCCGAAGUGUUCCCCUGAUCAUAUGUAGAUUAAUGUAAC
This is a messenger RNA of Dichomitus squalens LYAD-421 SS1, 1765 nucleotides long. Its product is annotated as beta-lactamase/transpeptidase-like protein. The transcript is spliced from 5 exons. The record is from RefSeq and is a predicted model, not a curated record. The coding region runs from base 4 to 1722 and encodes 572 amino acids. Lineage: Eukaryota; Fungi; Basidiomycota; Agaricomycetes; Polyporales; Polyporaceae.